AUGUCGAAUGAUCCUAGCUUUGGUCUUCAAAGUGGAAUUUCUGAGCAAGCUCAGCAGAUGUUGGCAAACUUUUGGCCAGGUGUUAUUGAUAAUAUCAAAAAUUUGAACACUAAUGAAUACAAAAGUCAAGAACUUCCUCUGGCAAGAAUAAAGAAGAUAAUGAAGUUGGAUGAAGAUGUAAAGAUGAUCAGUGCAGAAGCUCCUGUUUUGUUUGCCAAAGCUGCAGAAAUUUUUAUCCGUGAGUUGUCCUUGAGGGCGUGGAUUCACACAGAGGACAAUAAACGUAGAACUUUACAGCGGAAUGAUAUUGCAAUGGCAAUCUCCAAAUUUGACCAGUUUGAUUUCCUGAUUGAUAUUGUGCCUAGAGAGGAAUUGAAGCCCAACAAGCGUCAG
Candidula unifasciata is the source of this 393-nucleotide messenger RNA. Lineage: Eukaryota; Metazoa; Mollusca; Gastropoda; Stylommatophora; Geomitridae. The record is from the annotation of a GenBank genome assembly.